GAGACUCCGAGAUGCCCGGGCGACACCGCGGAUCGCUCGCCAGUCGCCACGCGGCUCCACCGUCGCCAAACGUCCCCGACCGACGGACGCGGCGACGCACGUUCUCACACACCUUCCGCCGCGGGCCUUCUUCUCCUUUCCGCUCGCCUCUUCUCCACCUGUCUGUCCGCUCUACUGUAUAGAGGAAGGCCGAAGGCCGUUUCCAUUUCUCGAAGCCGCGGCAGCACGCGUCCUGCUUGCCUCCCGGUCCCGGAUCUUGCCCACCCCGCAACGCGCCGCCACCUCCGCCAAGCAAGCUGCAUCCUGCAGGGCAGCUUGAUCAUAUUCAAGAUGGGGAAGGACAAAGAAGCUGCCAAUCUGAAGGAGGGGGAGACAGAGAUCAAGGCCAAGUUUGUUGAGAAGGAAGAGGCCAAAGACUCGGGUGGUGGCGCAGGGUCUGUGGGAGGAAAGAGUAAAGAGGGGAAGAAAGACAGAGAGAGAAAGGAGGAGGAGAAGUCGGUGGAGCAUGAAUAUGGCGAAGGCGAUGAGAAGGCGAUCAAGAAGAAGGAUAAAAAGGAGAAAGACAAGAAAAAGAAGGAAGAUGAUGGAGAUUCAGGGAAGGCAGAGAAAGAUAAGAAGGAUAAGAAGGCUAAAGAGAAGGACGGAUCAGAGUUGAAGGGUUCAAGUGGUGAGAAACAAGAGAAAAUCAAAGAUAAGAAAGAGACAGGAGAUGGCAAAGAUGUGGGGGAGGAAGAUAAACGCAAGAAGAUAGGAAACAAGGACAAAGAUAAGAAGGAUAAAAAGGCCAAAGAAAAGGAUGGAUCGGAACCAAAGGGUGACAAGGAUGAAGAUGGUAAGAAGAAAGAGGCCGAUGGCGAUGAAGACGAAGAAGGUAAGAAGGAGGACAAGGAAAAGAAAGAGAAGAAGAGGAAACACAAGGGUGCAAAGGAGAAGACGAUUGAUCCGGUGAAGCUGAAGGCAAAACUGGAGAAGAUUGAUGCCAAAUUGCAUGACCUACAGGCCAAGAGAGAAGACAUCCUGAGGCAGCUGAAAGAGCUGGAAGAAGGCGGCAAGGGAAACGCGAAUGAAGAGGAGCCUGCACAUGUGCAGGAGGACAAAGGGAAGGAUGUUGUGCCUGCACAGAUACUGGAACAGGUUGGAGAGAGCAAGGUCGAGGAACAGAAUCCUGUUGCCACAGCCUGAUCUUGUGGAGAUCCUGUAGCGGUUCAUGUAACAAUAACUCUGAUCUGGUUUUGCACACAUGCAUUACACAGUGUAAAGGAAUACAGCCAUAUAGGGCGUGUUUGAAUGCCUGGAUGGGCUGAGACACGUGCAUCUUCAAUUGUUUGUUUGCAUA
Zea mays is the source of this 1336-nucleotide messenger RNA. RefSeq names its product nipped-B-like protein B. The record is from RefSeq and is a predicted model, not a curated record. The coding region runs from base 331 to 1182 and encodes 283 amino acids. The transcript has 2 exons. NCBI's taxonomy places the organism in Eukaryota, Viridiplantae, Streptophyta, Magnoliopsida, Poales, Poaceae.